GAAUUGAGAGAGGCACUACGGUAGCCAUCUAAGGUAGCAAAGAAAAAGGUCCCCUUCAAAAAAAAAAAACCGGUUGUGGUUGCUAUACCAACAGUUUAACUGGGUUGAGGCGUCCAUCCGGGCUGUACACAGAAAGGUACAGCUGGAUGCCGAACUCCCGGCCUGGGAUAUUUAAGGCCGAUUCGCGAACAUAAAGCUGUCUUUCCCUCUUCCCCACUGCAGCAAAACGAGCGGACACUAGGAUUCUUCUCUUUAUCUUUUUUUUCUUAUUUACUCUUUUAUAUCUUUAAAGAAAUGACUUAAAAGCGGGCCGUGUUGGCGCGCGCCUGUAGUCUCCGCUAAUACUCAGGAGGCUAGGGCGGGAGAAUCGCUUGACCCCAAUAUUUCCAGGCCAGUCUGGGCUAUAUAGUGAGUUCAAGGCCAGCCUGAACUACACAGGGAGAACCUGUCUCGAAGAAAGAAAAAAGAGAGAGAGAGAAAUUAAAAGAAGCUACACGCGGUGGCGCACUACAGUAACUGGCUACUGCGGAGGCUGAGGUGACUGCGUUUUUGCGAAAUUCUAAACAUACUGUGGAGGCUGACAAAACUACAGAAGAAUGGAAGAACUAGACAGUGUGGAAGCCUCACCUGUUCCUCCAGAAGCCUGGCCAUCCCACCUGGUGCUGGUGAUGGGUGAGGCGUCCUGUGAGGCCCAAGUCAGCCCCGAGGCUGCCUCAGGGCUGUCCCUGCUGGAGGUGCUGAUGGUCUCCGUGGUGCUGGAGGACGCCAGGGAGCAGCUGUCCAUCCUGGGCCACAUCAUGCCGUGGCCGCUGGAGAGGAGGCAGAGCACUGUGCUGAGAAACAACAGCCCAGACAAACCACCAGCACUCUUGACUGGAAGGAAGAUAUCCACUCCGUUACCACUGAAAGGACCAGUGUCACCUAGAGUCAGACCGGGAGGCCAGUUGGCUGCUAAGCAGAACAACAUUCGUGAUCUUGCCUUUAAAACACCUGCGGCGCGGGCCAUUAUGACGGCAGAGACGCUGAAGAAAAUGCAGAGCGAUAGGCAGUUUUUCAGCGAUGUCAUUGCAGGUACCAUGCAGGAGUUGCAAGAGUCAGGAACUUUCAUGAGCCUCCUGAAAGCCCUGCAAAAAGAAAAGGAAAACAAGAUACACUUCUAUGAUGUCAUUGCCAGGGAGGAAGAGGGACGAAAAAUGAUAAAAUCUCUUCAAAAACAACUGAUUAAUGUUAAGAAAGAACAGCAAGCUGAAGUACAGAGCCAAAAUGAAUACAUUGCCCACCUCAAGGACCAGCUGCAAGAGAUGAAGGCGAAGACCAAUCUGGAGAAUCAUUACAUGAAAAGGAAUACCGAGCUACAGAUCGCCCAGACCCAGAGAAAGUGCAACUGGACCGAGGAGGUCCUGCUGGAGGAGAUCGAGAAAGUGAGGAUGAAGACUGAAGAAGAGAACCGGAUCCACAUGGAGAUUGAGAUGUUCCUUAGGAAAGAGCAGCAGAGGCUUGAGGAGAAGCUAGAGUUCUGGAUGGAGAAAUUCGAUAAGGACACAGAAAUGAAGCAGAAUGAACUGAAUGCUCUCAAGGCUGCCAAGGCCAGUGACCUAGCUCACCUGCAGCACCUGGCGAAGAUGAUUCGGGAGUAUGAGGAGGUCAUCAUUGAAGAUCGGAUAGAAAAGGAGAAGACCAGGAAGAAGAUGGAACAGGAUACGCUGGAACUAAAGAGUGCCAUAAAGCUCCAGGCCUGGUGGCGGGGCACUGUGAUACGGAAGGAAAUUGGAGGCUUCAAAAUGCCUAAGAAGGAGAAAGAUGACAGUAAGGAUUCAAAAGGAAAAGACAAGGACAAACGAAGAGGCAAGAAGUGACAAGUUACCUCCUGUCCUUGCCUCUGGAAUCCCGGAGGUUGGGAGCAUCCAGAGAACUCAUCGGUGUUUUUAUUUGGGGCCUGCGAUUUCACCUGAAUUAGGGUACUAUCAAUUUAGGGUUUCUUCAUUCAUUGAAUUUUGCUUGGAAGAAGUAUUUGCAGCAGCCUAUUUCUCUUGCUCUUUCCUACCAGAAAAAACAGUUCCUGGGCUUAGGUAUAA
Heterocephalus glaber (naked mole-rat) is the source of this 2075-nucleotide messenger RNA. It is a transcript of the gene Drc9, whose product is annotated as dynein regulatory complex subunit 9. Gene Ontology annotation, cellular component: sperm flagellum; cytoplasm. Lineage: Eukaryota; Metazoa; Chordata; Mammalia; Rodentia; Bathyergidae. The record is from RefSeq and is a predicted model, not a curated record. Gene Ontology annotation, biological process: cilium organization; sperm axoneme assembly. Gene Ontology annotation, molecular function: protein binding.